AUGUCCAAGUUAAGUGAGAUGGGAUACAGCCAGCAAGCCAAAGGUCCAGCCACGAUUAUGGCCAUUGGCACUGCCAUUCCCUCGUAUGUCGUCUAUCAGGCUGAUUUUCCGGACUACUACUUUCGACUCUCUGGCUGUGACCACAUGACAGAACUCAAAGAGAAGUUCAUUCGAAUCUGUGAGAAGUCCACAAUAAGGAAACGCUACAUGCACUUGACUGAAGAAAUACUGAAGCAGAAUCCUGCCAUACUGACCUAUGAUGGUCCGUCCCUCAAUGUUCGACAACAGUUGGUAGCGUCUGAGGUGCCUAAACUUGCCAUGGAAGCAGCCUCAAAGGCGAUCGAGGAAUGGGGCCAGCCAGUAUGGAAGAUCACCCACCUUGUGUUCAGCUCAGUUGUCGGAGCGGCAACUCCUGGGGCUGACUAUAAAUUGAUCAAGCUCCUCGGACUUGAACCAUCUGUUAAAAGGGUCCCACUGUACCAACAAGGCUGCUAUGUCGGGGGAACUGCCCUUCGAAUAGCUAAAGACCUGGCAGAGAACAAUGCCAGUGCCCGUGUACUCGUAGUUUGUGUAGACAACACGAUCUCGAGCUUCCGUGGCCCAUCCAAGCACAUAACUAACCUAGUAGGCCAAGCGCUCUUCAGUGAUGGGGCAUCCGCUGCAAUAGCUGGUGCUGAUCCAAUACCAUCAGUGGAACGACCUAUCUUCCAAAUUGCUCACACUUCGAUGCAUCUCGUACCCGAUUCUGACAGCGAAGUCACUCUGGACUUUCUCGAUGCGGGACUCAUUGUGCAUGUUUCGGAAAAAGUGCCCUCGUUGAUUGCCGACAACCUGGAGAAGAGCUUGGUGGAAGCUCUAGGUCCCACUGGGAUCAAUGACUGGAACUCCUUGUUUUGGGCAGCUCAUCCUGGUGGCCCGAAAAUCCUCGACAUGAUAGAAGCAAAGCUAGGGCUGAGGAAGGAGAAGCUGCGGGCCACUAGGACCGUCCUAAGAGAGUACGGUAACAUGAUAGGAGCGUGCUUGUUGUUCAUCCUGGAUGAAAUACGACAGAACUCAUUAGAGGCGGGAAUGGCAACCACCGGUGAAGGAUUCGACUGGGGCAUCCUCCUUGGCUUUGGACCAGGUCUCACUGUUGAGGCCGUCGUACUCCGUAGUUUUCCCAUUGCUAAGUAGCAAGUAAAUCAAAGGAGCUUGUCCAUCGGUUCUCGAUCGAGAAACCAUUCCAUUUUGUUGCCAUUGAUGGGCUUAUGUGGUUUCCGAAUACCUCGAAGUUCAGUACACUGACGAAAAGAAAAAUUAACCUUACGAGUUUGGA
Molecule: messenger RNA, 1315 nt
Organism: Punica granatum (pomegranate)
Lineage: Eukaryota; Viridiplantae; Streptophyta; Magnoliopsida; Myrtales; Lythraceae
Source: RefSeq, a predicted model, not a curated record